AUGGAAAGCGGAUCCAUGGAUGUUGCUGUUGGGGAAAAUAAUAAAAUAGCGGGUAUUCGGUGGAAAGAUAACAGUAUCGUUACAUUAUUAUCCAACGUACAUGGUUUGGAUCCUCUUCAAAAGUGUCUGAGAUAUUCUGCUAAAGAGAAAAAGAAAAUAGAAAUCCCCCAGCCGUUUAUAGUAAAACUCGACAGCUCGACAAUCAUAUUUCAAAUUACAGAAUAG
This is a messenger RNA of Acanthoscelides obtectus, 225 nucleotides long. NCBI's taxonomy places the organism in Eukaryota, Metazoa, Arthropoda, Insecta, Coleoptera, Chrysomelidae. The record is from the annotation of a GenBank genome assembly.